Messenger RNA from Prorocentrum cordatum, 783 nucleotides. The record is from the annotation of a GenBank genome assembly. Lineage: Eukaryota; Dinophyceae; Prorocentrales; Prorocentraceae.
GCGGCACCGUAGCCGCUCGGAUUCGACUACGCGCAAGAGUGGCCUGUCGCAGGAGUGGCCUCUGGUGCCGGCCCCACGGGGUCCCCCGCUCGCCGAGCGCGAAGCGGCAGCAGCGGCUUGCGCGCCCGGGUGUGGCCCCCCCGCGGCCCCCAAGAAGCCGCGCACCAAAGGUCACUCUUGCCAAGGGUCCCUCUUGCGUGCCGACUGUUCAUGUUUCUGGUGCGCCAUGCGAUUUGGGAUAUGGGUAAACCCCCGGCGUGAAGAAGGGUGCGCUGUCGUGAGCCUGGUGUACCUCGACCGCCUCCUUAAGCGGCACCCCUGGAUCACCGUCGGUCCGCUGACCUGCCACCGUCUGGUGCUGGUCAGCGUUGUGCUCGCCAUCAAGUUCUGGGACGACACCUACUACAGCAACUCCUUCUACAGCAAGGUUGGCGGAGUCCAGCUGAAGGACCUGAACAAUUUGGAGAAGACCUACUUGCAGCUCCUCGAUUACAGGCUUUGUGUUGAUCCGCGGGAGUACGAAGAGUAUCGCGGGAUCAUCAUGAAGGCAGCGCAGCUGCCCGCACCGGGCGGGAAGUCCAUUGCCCCAGGCGCAGCGUGAGCGGGGGCGUUGAGGUGCGAAGAAGUAGAGGGGAGAAGUUCGGUAGCAAAUCAUAGGAGGCUUGUAUACCCUCGUAAUUCCCUCUUUCGAGCUCACUCACGUCGAUGCAGGGUCGACUAGCAUCGAUUAGCGCCGACUUGCAAGAGCCAACAAGAUUGUAUGGGAGGCUCUCACGAGUUGCC